AUGAAAGUUUGUGUUUUCAUUCUCAUAAUAGGAUUAGUUCUUUGUAACUAACUUAAUGGAUAAAAUAAUCUUAGAUAAGAAUAUUAAUUUGCUCCUUGGAGUUUGGAUUGUACAAAUAGAUGUUAAAGUGCUGGAGGAGUUGUUUGUGGAUAUGAAACAUAAGUUUGUUGCAAAUCAGUAUCAAGAUGAAAGUAUUUUGAUAGGGUAGAUGUUAAAAAGGUUGGAAAUCUGAGUAAUGCGGUAUUUGGGAUAGAAUUCACGUUCUUAAUUGCGUUCCAGGACCAAGCAGCAAAUGAU
Messenger RNA from Paramecium pentaurelia, 297 nucleotides. Lineage: Eukaryota; Ciliophora; Oligohymenophorea; Peniculida; Parameciidae. The record is from the annotation of a GenBank genome assembly.